UCUGUGCUUCUUUCACCUUCUCCAAUAAAAUUUGACCUUAAUCUUAAGCUUCUUUGUUUCCACAGUCCCUUCCUUCAUGUCUCUCUCUUCCUUCUUAUUAUAAGACAACAAUAUUACCAUACUCUUCUUUGGUUACAUAAUUGGUUCUGCCAAAGACCUUGUCUUCAGCUCAAAUUUUAAGAACAUUGAAAUGGGGAAACUAGGUAGAAUGUUGGAAACUUUUUGUCUUUCAUCUUGUUCCAAAACUUGCUUUUGCAUGAACUUUUCUGAAUUUGAAGAUGAACUAGAGAGAAAGUCUUUGAUUAGUAGUGAAAGUGAUCAUAAACUAAGAUUGAAAGAUGUUGUUGAUGGAAAACAAACAUUGGCUUUUCAAUUGAAACCUCAGAUUGUGAUAUUGAGAGUGUCAAUGCAUUGUCAUGGAUGUGCAAGAAAAGUUGAGAAACAUAUCUCAAAAUUAGAAGGAGUGAGUUCAUACAAAGUGGAUCUAGAAACCAAAAUGGUAGUUGUUAUGGGUGACAUUCUUCCCUUUGAAGUAUUGCAAAGUGUAUCUAAGGUGAAAAAUGCACAAAUUUGGAAAUCUCAUGCUAAUGAGGAAUAAUUUUGUACACAAAAUCCAUCUUAUGAAGAUUCAACAAAGACAAAAGUUGAAGUAGAAUGAAGGAACUAUUAUUUAUGUUCUAUCAUUGUGUUGUUAUAUAAAAUGUAUAGUAUUAUCAAUAA
Messenger RNA from Trifolium pratense (red clover), 720 nucleotides. Its product is annotated as protein SODIUM POTASSIUM ROOT DEFECTIVE 2. Lineage: Eukaryota; Viridiplantae; Streptophyta; Magnoliopsida; Fabales; Fabaceae. Bases 191 to 598 code for a protein of 135 amino acids. The record is from RefSeq and is a predicted model, not a curated record. The transcript is spliced from 3 exons. Gene Ontology annotation, molecular function: metal ion binding.